AUGCAGGGAGUAUUGUGCUCGGUGGCCCCGUCCACCCUCCGGGCGUAUUCGGCAGCUCUCACCCGCUUCCUGGCUUUUGCUGGAACCGCUGGGGGUGAUGGGUCUUGGCCCACUUCUCAGGUCGUCGUCCUGCAGUACCUGGUGCAUCUCAGGGGUCUGGGGCUUUCCCCUCGUUCCAUGCGGAGAGAUUUAGCAGCCCUCUCCUUUUUCAGUAAGGCCCAGGGCUUCCCCGACCCUUGCAGCGGGUUCAUUGUCCGCCGGGCCCUUACGGGCUGGGCCAGGCUCGCCCCGCUUCCCCCGGACCGCAGGCGCCCCAUCACACUGGACAUCCUCGAGCGCGUGCUUCACGCUCUGCCCGGCCUUUGUUGGUCCCCAGGCGAGGCCCGGCUCUUUCGCGCCGCCUUCAUGGUAGCCUUUUACGGUGCUUUCCGUGUUAGUGAGAUCGUGGCAGGUUCCCGUUCCGACACCUCAGGCCGCGCCCUGGCAGCCUCUGACCUGACCUGUUCCCCCCGCCUCGUGACCAUCACCCUGCGACGUUCCAAGACCGACCAGCGUGGCCGAGGGUCCACCGUCACGCUGCGGGCAGCUAGGCGCCGGGUGCUUUGCCCGGUUCGAGCGGUCAGGGCCUUCCUGGAUUGCCGCCCCCUCGGCCCCGGGCCCCUCUUUAUACAUGAGGACGGGUCCCCCCUCUCUCGGUACCAGUUCUCCUCGGUGCUCAGGGCUUGCCUGCUGGCCGCGGGGCUUCCCCCCAUGCAGUUUGGCUCACACUCAUUUCGCAUAGGGGCGGCAACCGUGGCCGCUGGCUUGGGGCUCCCACCGUCAGUCAUUCAGUCCAUCGGGCGCUGGCGCUCCAGCGCUUUCCGUUCCUAUAUUCGCCCCACCGGGGAGGCCUCGCACUAA
This is a messenger RNA of Eublepharis macularius, 900 nucleotides long. RefSeq names its product integrase/recombinase xerD homolog. The coding region runs from base 1 to 900 and encodes 299 amino acids. Lineage: Eukaryota; Metazoa; Chordata; Lepidosauria; Squamata; Eublepharidae. Gene Ontology annotation, biological process: DNA integration; DNA recombination. The transcript has a single exon. Gene Ontology annotation, molecular function: DNA binding. The record is from RefSeq and is a predicted model, not a curated record.